GGCGUUUUUUUCUUUGAAGAAAAUGGAUAAUAAAUGAACUGACCGAUUCCACCUCACAUUGCUUUUAGUCCUUCAUGCUGGAUGCACCUACACUGUGGACAAUGAAGCGUGAGAGGAAAAGAAACGCACCAUAGAUCAAAGCGGCGCCAGCCAGGGAUGACUCGGCGACGCGGCUGGCCGCGUUACCCGGCGUGCUCCGCGCGGCGUCGGCGAGGGACGUGGGGGGAGGGGCAGGGAGGAGGAAGCGACGGCGGCUGCGGAUGUCGCUGCGAAGCAGCGGCUCCUGAACACACGGCGGCUGCCCAGCGCCCAACUUGGGCCUGCGCCGGAGCCCACGCCGAGCUCCGCGGCCCCUCAUCCGCUAGGGCGGCCCCGCGCCCAUUGCUUCUGAGGCGGCGCGCCCUGCAUUUCCCGCGGCCUGAGCCUGCCGGCUUCGGUGUCUGCUGGCUUCUCGCUCGCUUGCUCCCUCUUGCUCUCCUGAGUCACUGCCGCUGCCGCCAUGGCCGAGAGUGGUGAAAGCGGCGGCCCUCCAGGCCCCCAGGACAGCGCCGCCGCGGCCGAAGGUGCUGGCAUCCCCGCGGCCGCUAACUCUGCGGAGCCUAAGAUCAUGAAAGUCACCGUGAAGACUCCGAAGGAGAAGGAAGAAUUCGCUGUGCCUGAGAAUAGCUCCGUCCAGCAGUUCAAGGAAGAAAUCUCUAAACGUUUCAAAUCACAUACUGACCAACUUGUUUUGAUAUUUGCUGGGAAAAUUUUAAAAGAUCAAGAUACUUUGAGUCAGCAUGGAAUUCAUGAUGGACUUACAGUUCACCUUGUCAUCAAAACACAAAACAGGCCUCAGGAUCAUUCAGCUCAGCAAACAAAUACCACUGGAAGCAGUGUUACCACAUCAUCAACUCCUAGUAGUAACUCCACAUCUGGUUCUACUACUAGCAACCCUUUUGGUUUAGGUGGUCUUGGAGGACUUGCAGGUCUGAGUAGCCUGGGUUUGAAUACUACCAACUUCUCUGAGCUACAGAGCCAGAUGCAGCGACAGCUUUUGUCGAACCCAGAAAUGAUGGUUCAGAUCAUGGAAAAUCCCUUUGUUCAGAGCAUGCUCUCAAAUCCAGACCUGAUGAGACAGUUAAUUAUGGCCAAUCCACAGAUGCAGCAGUUGAUACAGCGAAAUCCAGAAAUCAGUCAUAUGCUCAACAAUCCUGAUAUAAUGAGACAAACAUUGGAACUUGCCAGGAAUCCAGCAAUGAUGCAAGAAAUGAUGAGAAACCAGGACCGAGCCUUGAGCAACUUAGAAAGCAUCCCAGGGGGAUAUAAUGCUUUAAGGCGCAUGUAUACAGAUAUUCAGGAACCAAUGCUGAGUGCUGCCCAAGAACAGUUUGGUGGUAAUCCAUUUGCUUCUUUAGUGAGCAAUACAUCCUCAGGUGAAGGUAGUCAACCUUCCCGUACAGAAAAUAGAGAUCCAUUACCCAAUCCAUGGGCUCCACCGGCUUCCCAAAGUUCACCAGCUUCCAGCGGCACCACCAGCACUGUGGGUGGCACUGCUGGUAGUGCUGCCAGUGGCACUGCUGGGCAGAGUACUGCUGCACCAAAUUUGGUGCCUGGAUUAGGAGCUAGUAUGUUCAACACACCGGGAAUGCAGAGCUUGUUGCAACAAAUAACUGAAAAUCCUCAACUUAUGCAAAACAUGUUGUCUGCCCCCUACAUGAGAAGCAUGAUGCAGUCACUAAGCCAGAAUCCUGACCUUGCUGCCCAGAUGAUGCUGAAUAAUCCCCUAUUUGCUGGAAAUCCUCAGCUUCAAGAACAAAUGAGACAACAGCUCCCAACUUUCCUCCAACAAAUGCAGAAUCCUGAUACACUCUCAGCAAUGUCAAACCCUAGAGCAAUGCAGGCUUUGUUACAGAUUCAGCAGGGUUUGCAGACAUUAGCUACGGAAGCUCCCGGCCUCAUCCCAGGGUUUACUCCUGGCCUUGGGGCAUUAGGAAGCACUGGAGGCUCUUCAGGAACCAAUGGUUCUAACCCUACACCUAGUGAAAGCACGAACCCCACAGCAGGAACCACUGAACCUGGACACCAGCAAUUUAUUCAACAGAUGCUACAGGCGCUUGCUGGCGUAAAUCCUCAGCUACAGAAUCCAGAAGUCAGAUUUCAGCAACAACUGGAACAACUCAGUGCAAUGGGAUUUUUGAACCGUGAGGCAAACUUGCAAGCGCUAAUAGCAACAGGAGGUGAUAUCAAUGCAGCUAUUGAAAGGUUACUGGGCUCCCAGCCAUCAUAGCAGCAUUUCUGUAUCUUGAAAAAAAUGUAAUUUAUUUUUGAUAACGGCUCUUAAAACUUUCAGAUACCUGCUUUAUUUCAUUUUGACUCUUGGAAUUCUGUCUGUUAUAAACAAACCCAAUAUGAUGCAUUUUAAGGUGGAGUGCAGUAAGAUGUGUGGGUUUUUCUGUGUUUUUCUUUUCUGGAACAGUGGGAAUCAAUGCUUUUUCAUUUAAGGCUAUUGCAUGCAUCAAACACUUCUGCAUUUAUUGUAAUUUUUUAAAAACAUCACCUUUUAUAGUUGGGUGAACAGAUUUUUUUUCCCUGCAUCUGUCCAAUUUAUUUGCUUUUUAAACAUUAGCCUGUGGUAGUAAUUUAUGUAGAAUAAAAGCAUUAAAAAGAAGCAAAUCAUUUGCGCUCUAUAAUUUGUGGUACAAUAUUGCUUAUUGUGACUUUGGCAUGUAUUUUUGCAAACAAAAUGCUGUAAGAUUUAUACUACUGACAAUUUUGGCUUUAUUUGUAUACAAUAUAGAGUAUGCACAUUUGGGACUACAUUUCUAGAAUCAUACUGCUAUAGGUUAUCUGAGAAAAACACCUGUAACCAAAAAAGUAAAGAUAAGGGAAUACUCCUAAAGUGGAGUAUUUUCUAAUUAUGUAAAAUCUUAUAGCAUCUUUGAUACACAUCUCCAGCAGAAGUAUUGAUUAGUCAGGUUUUUUAAAAAAAUACAGUAGAAAAGCUGAUUCUGGUUAUCUCUUUAAGAACACAUUAAAUUGUAUAGACAACAUAAUGUAACAUUGUCACAACAUUCACAGAUUGACUUGUAAAUUACCUUAAUCUUUGUGCAGACUGAAGGAACACUAUAGUAUACCCAAAAGUGCAUUUGCCUAGGACUUCUCAGCUUCUCCCAUAGAUAGUUUAACAGGCAUUACAAUUUGUAAUUGAAAUGUUGCUUUCACUGAAAGUGUCUUGAUGUUUCAGUUGUUUUUAAUUGCCAUAUAAAAAUAGAACUAUUUUUUGGGUUUAUCUGUUUUCUCAUGCACAGGGAGUACAUGGAUUUUAAAUGAUUUGUGAGCCACUUGUUUCUGAAGUGUUUUGGUAGUUCUUCUAAGAAAUAGUUAAAUAUUGUGCUUUCAGAGCCUCAGAGAAGGGAAACGGGGGUGGGGCAGCAGAAUCUAUCCUGGAUUAGGCCAGUUUUAAAUAAUACUGGCAAUUAAGAUUCUGUUAGGAUUUCUGUGCAUAUAGUGUAGUAAAGAAGUAUCUUUCAGGGGUGAAAAAGAAAGCUGUUUUAACAAUGUUGAGUACAUUUGGCUGUUCUACAGCUUUUUCUUCCCUCCCCAAAGAAGUUCUGUUUGCUUAACUCUCAAACUGUUGGGGUGGUACAUUCCUUUAAGACCAAUUAAAACAUAAUUUAGGGGUCAGUAAUAUACUUGGCUGACUCUGGUUCAGUAUUCUCUUAGGUCAUUAUAUUCUCUCGUGUACAGUUACAGAAAAUUAGAAUGUUAAAGUAAUCUAAAAUGAGUUCAGACCAAUAAAAUCAAGGGAAAAUACAAGUUGAAUUCCAUAACUUCUACAAGUUGCUUGCUAUUAAAAAGGGUCAAGAGUUCAGGUUGCCUACCAGUCCAUGCACUGUUCUGACACUUUUCCCUAGGAGGAAAAUUUGUACAAAGGUUAGGAUGGAGGCAUAACUAAAGGAGAUUAUUAAGGAUGAUAUUUAUGUGUCUUUGCUCUUUCUGCCUUAUGCCUCGGUCUGGUUUAAAAACUUUUGUACUAGUAAGUGAUGGUAUACGGUGUGGGAUAGUGUCAUAACCAAUUUGACGGUUUAUUAAUCACAAAAUAAAAAUAAAUCUCUAGCUUUUACACUU
Molecule: messenger RNA, 4110 nt
Organism: Nycticebus coucang (slow loris)
Lineage: Eukaryota; Metazoa; Chordata; Mammalia; Primates; Lorisidae
Gene: UBQLN1
Product: ubiquilin 1
Exons: 11
Coding region: 500-2269 (589 amino acids)
Biological process (GO): autophagosome assembly; regulation of macroautophagy
Cellular component (GO): cytosol; autophagosome
Molecular function (GO): polyubiquitin modification-dependent protein binding
Source: RefSeq, a predicted model, not a curated record